Messenger RNA from Bacidia gigantensis, 1509 nucleotides. RefSeq lists its product as uncharacterized. Lineage: Eukaryota; Fungi; Ascomycota; Lecanoromycetes; Lecanorales; Ramalinaceae. Gene Ontology annotation, biological process: negative regulation of transcription by RNA polymerase II. Gene Ontology annotation, molecular function: histone deacetylase binding. The transcript is spliced from 2 exons. Bases 1 to 1509 code for a protein of 502 amino acids. The record is from RefSeq and is a predicted model, not a curated record. Gene Ontology annotation, cellular component: Sin3-type complex.
AUGGCCUACUCCCCCUCUCCUCACCCAGGAGCAGGGCCAAGCUUAGCAUUAAGCACUGUCAUUGCAAGGUCAAGACUCCAUCAACGCUCUGCUACACCUCCUCCACAGCAGUCUCUGAAUAAACGAGACAAGAAGCGGAUGGCCAUGGCUGAGCGCUUAAGCGAAAUCAGUAACAACUUCGCCGAGAAUCGUGAUGCUUUCUUCCGAGAGCGGUUGCGAGGAUACCAAGCAGAUAUAAACUUCAUCAACAAUGCCCAAUUGUACAACAACAAGCCUUUAGAUGAUGCUCCACUGGAACAACCAGCAGAGCAUGAUUUUGCAGUAGCCUCCCAGUCGCAGGCAAGUCUCAAUCGAAAAAACCAACCGCUAGCUCAGCUUGGUAAGCAUGCCGCCAGCUUCGUUCACGAAGUGAACGCAGCUCUAGAGGAAAAGGAUACCAAGCUGGUUGAGACCGCAAACAAUUUCAACUUUACCAUUGAACACCUGCAGAAAGACUACCAAUUUGCGGUCGCUGUUGCAGAGGCAGAGCAUAGACGGCUGAUGGACGUUCUACGCCAACGGCUUGUCGCAAGCGUUCAGGCGAAGAAGGCAGCAUUGCAACGAGACAAAGAGAAGCUGGACAUAGCCGACACCAAUGCGCUCCUCUACCAUCCAAAUCAAUUCAGUAUCAACAAUGCUGCUAGUCCAGGUGGUCCACAAGGGAAUCGAAAGACGCGACAUACCCGACAUCGCCUUGAAAUCGAUGAUCUGGACUUGGCGAAUGCGAUCAACGGAAAGAGGAAAAGGAAGGCUCCUGUAGAUGGCGAGAUUGGCUCUCCUCUACGCGAGUCUGACCUUGUCAAUGGAAAUAAGGCGCAUGAGUUCGGCCAAGAGGAUCAGCCUCCACCUAUGAGCCUACACACCAUCGACCGCCUGUUCACCGAUAAAGAGAUGAUCACACACGUUCAAGCUGCACAUUUCGAAGUCCUCGAACAAUGGCAAGCUUCUAAACGCCGAAAACAUGGCGACAACUCUGCGGCCCUAGACUAUGAGAGUGAAUCCGACACCAACAAGACACCACCGCCGAACUUAGGCGGCGACGGUACCACAGAUGACAAGUUCUUGGAAGCUCCGAGUAUGGAGCGUACAGCCACAAACCAGUCAUAUGCGACCCGAUCAAUGCGAACCCACAAUCUCAUCAAUGGAGCGUCUCGGGAGACUCUUGGAGAACUUGCCGGGCGCGAGAGAGCAGCUGAGCUACUGGGCACGUAUGUGAAGGAGAAGAAGAAAGAUGAUGAGUACAUGCGCACCUCGAGCUUGACGAAUGAAGAGAUGGAACAAGAUGCAGCCUUGUAUGCGCGGGCGAUGAAGGCGGAGGAUCGGAAGAGGCCGAGCGAUGCAGCCUUGCACGCGCGGGGGAUGAAGGCGGAGGCUCAGAGGAGGCCGAGCGAUGCCAGCUUGUUGGAUGAAGUUGCUGGGGAGAGGCCGGAUCAUGUGAAGUUUCCGAAGAUUAAUGGGGGUGAGAUAUGA